CGGAAAUUGGAUAUGGACAACCAGGAAUGGGCGACUCAGCUCCGUAUUGGUUACUUUGCUUGCUCUCUACGUUGCGUUCCAUACGUAUUACACUUGUACGGCCGGGCACCCAGUCCUUUUUUAUUUCACUUCAUCUUUUAUUCAGAUUCAUUGGUUUCGAUUUUGUUGAUACUAUAGAUAUAUAAGGGCAGGCUAUGUGCUUAUUCUGCGUCUGCUCGUUUUUAUUUUUGAUACUAUUUCGAUUUCUCAAGAACAAGUACAUCAAGAGUCUGUCUCGCUGCGUCACAAAGAAACUACAUCUACAACAGCACUGAUGUGCUAUUUUGCUAAAAACAUAUUCUUGAAUAUUCUUCUUCCAUUUUUUUUCUUCUACAACUCGAACUCCUAUUCUACAACUGUUAUUCUUCGAUUCGUGUUCUUCGAGUCUGGGUCUUCUAUUCUUGUUCUUCUAUUUUUGAUUCCGACAGCACGACUGAAUUGCAAUGGUCCUCUGAUUGUGCUUGUUCUUCUAGAUGAACAAGUAUUACCGCUGUUGAGGCGGUCUCCAUUGCUCUGUGUAAGAUUUGCUUCAGACUUGACCGCGGACGGUGAGUCUGCAUGAAGUGCAUGAGCAUGGCCAGCUACAAGUAUUGCCGCUAAUAUACCUGCCGUGCUGGUUCCAUAUUUUGGUCACGGCGACUACUACCACAGCCUGCUUCCAGACUUUCUAGCUUACAGAGAGCAAGCACUGCUAGGG
Molecule: messenger RNA, 736 nt
Organism: Amoebophrya sp. A25
Lineage: Eukaryota; Dinophyceae; Syndiniales; Amoebophryaceae
Source: the annotation of a GenBank genome assembly